Beta vulgaris subsp. vulgaris (sugar beet) is the source of this 420-nucleotide messenger RNA. RefSeq lists its product as uncharacterized. NCBI's taxonomy places the organism in Eukaryota, Viridiplantae, Streptophyta, Magnoliopsida, Caryophyllales, Amaranthaceae. Bases 1 to 420 code for a protein of 139 amino acids. The transcript has a single exon. The record is from RefSeq and is a predicted model, not a curated record.
AUGCCGACCUCUAAGUAUGAUGGCACUUCUGAUCCUGAUGAUCAUGUGGCGGCCUAUGAAGGACACAUGUUCCUAUACACAAAGGUGAAUGCCAUCUGGUGUAAAGUCUUUCCGUCAACUCUAACUGGGAUAGCUCAAACAUGGUUUAAAAGUCCUAAGCCAUGUAGCAUCUCUAGUUUUUCUCAGUUGUCAUCUACAUUCAGUACACACUUUGUGAGCAAUAGGCGCCGCGAGCGUACCACCGAAGAGUUGCUGUCUGUCAAGCAAGGCAAGAAUAAAAGCCUAAGAGACUAUAUCGGCCGUUUCAAUGUCGAAGCGGUCUCAAUACCAAGACUGCAACAAGAUGUAGCUGUGUUGGCCAUGAUGACGGGACUCAAAGAAGGGUCACCAUUCCAGAACUACCUAGGCCGGAAAUCUUAA